This is a messenger RNA of Nerophis ophidion (straightnose pipefish), 1589 nucleotides long. RefSeq names its product serine protease 27-like. The record is from RefSeq and is a predicted model, not a curated record. Gene Ontology annotation, molecular function: serine-type endopeptidase activity. Lineage: Eukaryota; Metazoa; Chordata; Actinopteri; Syngnathiformes; Syngnathidae. Gene Ontology annotation, biological process: proteolysis. The coding region runs from base 70 to 1071 and encodes 333 amino acids. The transcript has 6 exons.
UUUCGUGACAUGACGGGCACACACCUUAAAGCAGGUGGACUGAAGCUUAAAUAGACGGACUUAUCAGAGAUGUGCAUGCACACGAUGGCUGGAAUGGAAUGGCUCAACAUCCUGACUCUGAUGAGUCUUUUAACUGCAAACUCCCAUGCUCAGCUGGAUGUAUGUGGGAUCACUCCAGUGAGAGCGAGGAUUGUUGGAGGUGAAGACGCCGAAGAAGGAAGUUGGCCUUGGCAGGCCAGUGUGCAGUUUUUUGGCAGCCAUUUUUGUGGUGGUUCUCUUAUAAACAAAGAGUGGGUGAUGUCUGCUGCCCACUGCUUCUUCAGCAAUGAUCCCUCUGGAUUGAGCGUUUCUCUUGGUCGUCUGAACCUGCAGGGCAUCAACCCAAACGAAGUGUCCAGAAUUGUUGACACAGUCAUUUUGCAUCCGGACUAUAACAGUGUUACCUUUGACAAUGACAUCGCUCUGCUUAGACUUUUGUCACCGGUCACUUUCACAGACUACAUCAGACCUGUGUGUCUGGCAGCCAGUAGCAGUAACUUCAUCAGUGGUACUGAUAGCUGGGUCACUGGUUGGGGAAGAAUCCAGGAGGGAGUGUUACUCCCCUCCCCUCAAACGCUACAAGAAGUGGAGGUUCCAGUUGUGGGAAACAAACAGUGUAACUGCCAGUAUGGUGUCGGUUCUAUUACAGACAACAUGAUCUGUGCUGGUUUACUUGAAGGAGGAAGAGAUGCGUGUCAGGGCGACUCAGGAGGUCCAAUGAUGAGCGAGCAGAAUUCAAUCUGGAUCCAAUCAGGAAUUGUCAGUUUUGGUGUUGGCUGUGCCAGACCUGAUCUGCCAGGAGUUUAUACCAGAGUGUCCCGCUACCAGUCCUGGAUCAACUCACACAUCAGUUCUGAUCAGCCAGGCUUUGUCCAGUUCAACUCCAGUGGGCUGGAUGCUGACAGCAGCUUCACAUGCUCUGGUGUUCCUCCUCUUGUUAUUCCUCCUGGUUCUGGUUCUGGUUCAGGUUCUGGUUUAGGUUCAGGUUCAGGUUCAGGUUACUCAAGUGGUGAAGGUUUGUCCCCUAAAUAACAUUUCAUUGAUUUAUUACAAUGCUUGUGUAAUUGAUAUAAUUACAGUAGGAGUCUUAACUGUUUUGCACGACAAUAAAGUGUUCUUCAAGUGUCACAGUUUGCCUAAGGCCUAAGGUAUAGCAUGGAAUGAUACAACCUGAAAGAAGUUGCAAGAGAUCUUACAGUGCUGUGUUUUCUUCACCCUUUGGGCUUGGGAACACUGUUAUUUCUUCUUGUAGGUAGUUCUCCAAAACAUUGGUGCAUGAGCAUCAGGUAUUUUGGUAUAUUUCAUAAAUCUUGACUUUGGAAACCUUCGUGUAUUCUACAAAGAGGAACUGUGCUGCUUGAUGGAGACUGGAUUGUAUUGUUGUUAUUAAAGAUAAGACCAGGGAAGAAUGAAUUACCAUUACCAUGAAUUACCAUGAAUUGAUUAACGUGUUGAAAAACUUAUUCGGGUGUUAUCAUUUAGUGGUCAAUUGUAUGUAAUAUGAACUGAACUCUGCAAUCUACUAAUAAAGGUUUCAAUCAACCAAACAA